This is a messenger RNA of Meloidogyne enterolobii, 343 nucleotides long. Lineage: Eukaryota; Metazoa; Nematoda; Chromadorea; Rhabditida; Meloidogynidae. The record is from the annotation of a GenBank genome assembly.
AUGAUCAAAUUUAAUUAUUUAAUAAUUUUCUCCAUUAUAUUUCUAUCAAUAUUUCAACUUUUUGAUAAUGGACCAACUUUAACUUUGGCUAUACUAGCUCCAUUAGAUCAGCAAGUAAUAAAUGUUGGAAGAAAGAAGAGACAAUAUGCUGAUGUAAAUGGAGGAAAUGAGGAAACAAAAAUUAAAUCUGAGAAGAAAAAUUUUUUAUUUGAACAACUUGGACUUAGAAAAAAGAGACAAUAUGCGGAAGAAAAAGAAAAGGAAAGUUUAAUUGAUAAAACUUUGAAGAAACUUGGAUUUGGAAAGUAACAAGAGAGAGGAUAGAUAUGUAGAUGUUCUGUUA